Molecule: messenger RNA, 735 nt
Organism: Pneumocystis jirovecii RU7
Lineage: Eukaryota; Fungi; Ascomycota; Pneumocystomycetes; Pneumocystales; Pneumocystaceae
Product: enoyl-CoA hydratase PHS1
Exons: 5
Coding region: 1-735 (244 amino acids)
Biological process (GO): very long-chain fatty acid biosynthetic process; sphingolipid biosynthetic process; fatty acid elongation
Cellular component (GO): endoplasmic reticulum membrane
Molecular function (GO): 3-hydroxyacyl-CoA dehydratase activity
Source: RefSeq, a predicted model, not a curated record
AUGAAGUCCAUUAAAAGUAAAAAUAAAAAACCGUUUUUAAACUAUCUUUUUUUAUAUAAUGUUUUUUCUUGUUUUGGCUGGAUUGCAAUUUUUUUUUAUACAUUUAUUCAACAAAGAAAAUUCAUCAGUAAUUAUUAUGGAGUAAUUUCUUUGCUUAAAUACGUUCAAACAUUUGCAAUUUUAGAAAUUUUACAUGCUGGUCUUGGCAUAACUUCAUCAUCUGUCAUUAUAACAACUAUACAAGUUGCAUCACGCCUUUUGCUCUGUUGGGGUAUUGCAAAUGCAUAUCCGGAUAUUGUAUUAAAGAGUUCUGCAUUUUUUUCUAUGAGUUAUGCUUGGAGUAUCACAGAAAUUGUUCGUUAUAGUUAUUAUGCAAAUAAUUUUAAAGAAAAUACAUGUUUCUUAUUUUUAUUUUUAAGAUAUAAUCUUUUCUUUAUUUUAUAUCCUUUAGGAACGCUAAGUGAAAUGUGGCUUAUUUGGAAAUUACUCCCAUAUAUUAAUGAUACUCAACGGGUAUAUUCCCUAAUUCUUAAAGCGAUUCUUGUUAUCUAUAUCCCAGGUUUUUGUGUUAUGUAUUCACAUAUGAUUUUUCAAAGAAAGAAGUGGAUGAAGUCAUGGAAAACAAAAAAGGCAAAAGUACGCUUUUGCUUUAGUAUUGCGCGAGUUUUUUCAGCAAUUUUGAAACAAAAGGUUGUCGCUCAGAAAGAGGGAGCUGAUUCGCAUGCUCUAAAAUGA